AUGGCAUCUGCUGCCAACAUCCCUCUCAUAGACAUCUCCGCCUCGGGUGAAGAAGCCCAGCUCAAGGUGGCCAAGGAGCUGGUCGAUGCGGCGGUUGAGCACGGUUUCGUGUACAUAAGAAAUACAGGCGCCGAUAUCCCAGCCGAUGCUGUAGAGCGCGCUUUUGGACUGGGCAAGAAGAUAUUUGACGCCCCUCUGGAGGAGAAGGAAAAAUGUAUCAUCCAGGAGAACAACCGCGGUUGGGGUGGUAUGAAGUAUGAGACAUUGGAUCCCAAGAACCAGAAGGUUGGGGAUCUCAAGGAGGCCUUCAACUUUGGUACCUUUGAAAAUGGCAAGGCCCAGCAGCCUAUUCCAGAGAGCGUGGCUCCGUAUGAAAGCCAAUACAGUGACUUCUAUGAACUCUGCUACAACCUCUCCCUCAAGAUAAACUACCUCCUCGGCAUCGGCCUAGAAGUCCAACCACCAACCUUCUUCCGCGACCGCCACCUCCGCGAGGGCGGGCCCAGCGGCAACAUCCUCCGCUUCCUGUACUACCCGCCACCCCAGUCCCUCGGCCAGGACGACGCAGCUGAGGACGUCCGCGCCGGCGCCCACUCUGACUACGGCAGCAUCACCCUCCUGUUCCGGCUGAAGGGCCAGGCCGGGCUGGAGGUCAACCUGCCGGACGGAUCGUGGGCGCCCGUGCCCGUCUCGCCACCCGGUACAGAGGACGACCCCAGCCCGCCCAUCCUCGUCAACAUCGGCGACCUGCUGAGCUACUGGACCAACGGCCUGCUGCGGUCGACGGUGCACCGUGUCGUGUUCCCCGGCGGGGACGGAAGGGGCCUGCUGAGUGGGGAAAGCGACUCCGAGCCGCGGUACAGCAUCGCCUUCUUCUGCCACCCCGUCGGGACCACGACGCUCGAGACUGUCCCGAGCUCGAGGGUCAGGGCCCACGAGCCCACGGAUGGCGCGGAGUGGGCGGCGCGAGGGGCGAACCCGGAUGUGGAGAGGAAGGCUAUCACUGCGGACGAGCAUUUGCAGAUGAGGCUCAGGGCGUCGUACUUGCAGAUGUAUGACAAGGAGAAGCAGUAG
Molecule: messenger RNA, 1074 nt
Organism: Diaporthe citri
Lineage: Eukaryota; Fungi; Ascomycota; Sordariomycetes; Diaporthales; Diaporthaceae
Exons: 5
Coding region: 1-1074 (357 amino acids)
Molecular function (GO): dioxygenase activity
Source: RefSeq, a predicted model, not a curated record